Messenger RNA from Triticum turgidum subsp. durum (durum wheat), 1125 nucleotides. NCBI's taxonomy places the organism in Eukaryota, Viridiplantae, Streptophyta, Magnoliopsida, Poales, Poaceae. The record is from the annotation of a GenBank genome assembly.
AUGGGCGAGCAGGCCGCGGCCGUUUCCUCCGGCGAGACGCCUGCCACGGCGGAGGUGGGGACAGGGCUGGGGCAGAGGUCGCUGCCCACGCCGUUCCUGAACAAGACGUAUCAGCUGGUGGACGACCCGGCGGUCGACGAUGUCAUCUCGUGGAGCGAGGACGGGUCGGCGUUCAUCGUGUGGCGCCCCGCCGAGUUCGCGCGCGACCUCCUCCCCAAGUACUUCAAGCACAAUAACUUCUCCAGCUUCGUGCGCCAACUCAACACCUACGGAUUUAGGAAGAUUGUGCCGGACAGGUGGGAGUUCGCCAACGACUGCUUCCGUCGAGGAGAAAAGCGGCUGCUUUGUGACAUACAUCGGCGAAAGGUGACGCCGACGGUGGCGGCCACCGCCGCGGUCACGGUAGCUGCGGCUGCCGCGAUUCCGGUAGCGCUGCCGGUGGCGAAGCGACAGGGCUCGCCGGUGCUUUCCGGCGAUGAGCAGGUGCUGUCGUCGAGCUCGUCCCCUGAGCCCCCCUUUCUAAAUCAGUACGCGCCGUCCUACUCCGGCUCGGGCGGCGUUGCCUCCGGCGAUCUCGGGGAAGAGAACGAGCGGCUGCGGCGGGAGAACUCGCGGCUGACGCGGGAACUCGGGCAGAUGAAGAAGCUCUGCAAUAACAUUUUCGUCCUCAUGUCCAAGUACACCGACGGCCAGCAGACCGACGCCGCCAACGCGACCUCCGCCGCCGCCGACGUCGGGAAUUGCUCUGGUGAGUCGGCAGAGACCACGGCGCUCCCACCUCCGCCGGUGCUCGAGCUCUUGCCUUCCUGCCAAAAUGCUCCCACGGCUGCCGAUUUGGGCGCGGAGGACGAGGAGGAGAAGAUGAGCGCUAGGCUCUUCGGCGUCUGCAUCGGGCGGAAGCGAAUGCGCCACGACGGCGAGGACCGGACGAGGCGAGGAGCGGCGGCGGAGGUGAAGCCUGAGCCGAUGGACGCGCAGCAGCCCUCCGGAAUGGACGGUCACACACCGGACGUGCAAGCCUGGCCCAUUUACAGGCCCAGACCCGUGUACCAACCCCUCCGCGCCUCCGACGGGUCAAACUGCUACAGCGGGAGUGACGACCACAACGGGUCCAACUCCAGGUGA